UGAGGUAAAUCAAACUGAUCAAUGCCUUUCCGUCCCGUGAUUCCAGAUAGGCUGAAAAAAGCUCCCCGCUGGUCAAUCAUUAACCUCGGCUUCAUUAAAACAAUGCGCCAUCUCUCAUGCUUAAACACUAGGAUACUACGAGGAAACUGGAGAUCAUGUAACAGGCUUAAGAGACCGCAGAAAAUCAUGGGUGGACAGACAGUCUGGAUGACUCUGAGCUUCAAGCUUCUGCUCUACUACUGUAUGAUAUCUUUGUUAAUGCCAGCCAUCUUCAUACUGGCUACACGUGCCCAGGUCGACAAGUUCAGAAAGUUUAAUGAGAGUACACAAACCAAAUCUUCACAGGAACUCUUUGAGGAAGCAUUUGAAGAGCAGGGCUACUACUUGCAACGUCUGUUCCUUCAGUAUGGAGACAAUGGGACUUUGACAUAUGAGGGUCUACAGAAGCUGCUUGGUAGUUUGGGUUUGGGAGAAGUCAGUGUCCUGGAGAUUCGACAUGGUGAAGCAAAACAUCCUUCUCAAUCGAUAUCCCAUUCCCACUCACAUGAAGACCAUCACCCUUCUCAAGGGACUACAAACUCACCUCCACUCAGAGAAAGUCUGGAUGCUAAAUCAGCGCUCAGUGGCUCUCCGGCAGAAUUGGGUCGCUCAGACUAUUUUCUACACCCCGCUCUAAGAAACAAACAGGAGGAAAGUGUGUCACUGCUAUCUGACCAUCCGACAGAGAAACACCUUCAUGGCAAUUGUCUGAAUGUGACCCAGCUCCUCUGGAACUUCGGGCUUGGCCAGGCGUCCCACAUCACUCCUGCCCACUUCACCUUCCUGUGCCCUGCCCUCCUGUACCAGAUCGAGAGCGGAGUGUGUCUGCGGCACACAGAAGAUCAUUCACAGGCCAGCAAAACCAGCGAGGGCUUCCUCAUAGCUCUAGGAUGGGCAUCAUUGGCGCUCCUGGUCAUCAGCCUGCCCUCUCUGGUUGCUCUGGGAAUGGCACCGCUGCUUCAGCCUUCUGUACUUCAAGUGUUUCUCUGCCCGAUGGCUGGCAUGGCGGUGGGCACGCUCUGUGGAGAUGCCCUUCUGCACCUCAUGCCUCAUGCCAUCUUCAGUCAACACACUGAUCACCAGAAUGCUGUUUUCAAAGGUCUCAGUGUUCUGGGAGGACUUUACCUUCUCUUCAUCUUUGAGAGUCUUCUGGGACUUAAGCAGCAUUUCAAGAAUUUAAAGAGAAGAAAGCAUGACGCAGAGUGUGGAAGAGAGCUUGACGCACUACAGGGAACCUCAUCAGCCAAUCAGAAUGAGAGUUCAGGGCACGGUCAUUCCCAUGGACAGGCUGAACCAGGGCAAACUGGUAUCAGAAGCAUGGCAUGGAUGGUGGUGAUGGGUGAUGGCAUACAUAACCUGACAGAUGGACUUGCCAUUGGUGUCGCGUUUUCCCAGAGUUUGACUGGCGGCUUCAGCACCGCGAUCGCCGUGUUCUGCCACGAGCUUCCUCAUGAACUAGGUGAUUUGGCGGUGUUGUUGUCUGCGGGCUGGCCUGUGCGCAGGCUGCUGGUGUUCAGCGGGCUCUCUGCUCUGCUGGGUUUUGUGGGUGUUUUGGCCGGAUCUGCGCUGGGGAACCACUGGGCUUCACACUCACCCUGGAUCCUCACACUCACCGCCGGUGUCUUCCUCUAUGUAGCUCUUGCUGACAUGAUGCCGGAGAUGCUGCACGGAGCCUGUGGAUCAGUGAGUCCGCUGAAGCGCUUCCUCCUGCAGGCUCUCGGCCUGCUGACAGGGGGCGCCAUCAUGCUGUGCAUCGCGCUCUUCGAGGAUCACAUCGCUGUCAGUCUGGGAGAAAACAGUCUGGGAGAAAACUAACAACAUGAUGAAGAUCAUCUAAAUCAAAGACACAAGCAUUUUCGAGUACCUCAUCCAUUAUAUCAACUACUGUGUAGAUGUGGAUAUUCUGAAGAAAGUUCCCCGGAUGAUGGAUUUGCUAUUGUAACUGCAACAAAGAUUUAUAGGUAGUCAUUAUUUUUGAACAUCCACUUCCUAACGUGUUUAUAAAGAAAAAAAACUAGCCUAUAAGGUGAAUGCUGUGUUUUCAGUUUGUCUUUCAUUUAUCAUAUAAAUGUUUCUCAACAUAAACAUUAGUUUAUUUAUGAUGUUGAAGACGGUUGUUAAAUGAUAACGUCGUCACUGUUUACAUUUGUACUAUUAAUAUAUAAUGCCCUUCCCUUGUUUGUUUGUAGACUAGGCCUAUAACUUCAUAGCCUUUUUAGAAUUUUAUAUUGUUAAAUAAAAUCACAAUUACCUCCAGGUAUUAAAAUGUAAAAACACAGAGAAACUGUUUUAAAGAACUUUGCACAGUAAAUAAAAACCUCUAUAUUUUCCUUGCAUUGUUUGCACUCUGUUUGAUUUUAUAAGCAUAGACAGCAAAUAACACGUCAAAAUGACAAAUGAUUUAUUUUAAUAUAUCAAAAGUUAAACAAUGUUGUAUCUGAAGCUUCUAGCAGACAAAUGGGUAAAGACUUGUGAAUCUACUUGUGAUUUUUUUAUUUAUUUUUAAUUGUUUUAUAAAAUUUUUAUUAAGUUUUUUAGGAGGACAGUAUCUCCAGCAGAAAAGAUAUGGAAAUUGUGUUAUUGCCAUUUUAAAUUGUAAAGAAAUCUGUGUUUUUUAAACCAACAAAAACAGCAGAAGUCAAUGAUUAGAGUUAUUGAGCCUGACUUGUUUCCAAAAUACUUUGUGUUUCUCAAAAUAAAAUAAAUGUUCGAAGGGGAAAAAA
Danio rerio (zebrafish) is the source of this 2762-nucleotide messenger RNA. The record is from RefSeq and is a predicted model, not a curated record. NCBI's taxonomy places the organism in Eukaryota, Metazoa, Chordata, Actinopteri, Cypriniformes, Danionidae.